CUCCCGCAGUGGCCAUAUUGUUGAUGUGUCAUAUCAAAGUGACUUGUUAGGGCUAUCAGCUGUUAAGGCAGAAAGCUCAAAGUUAUCCCUUAUACCGGUUCGAUCGCAUUGGGUUACAACAUGGGCUUUUUGCAUUCGAUUUGAACCAGAGAGGGACCAUGGAACAGCCUGGUCCUGCCUCGGAUACACACAUGAUGGAGGGAUCGGAGGUUGAAUCAGUGUCAGAAGAGUCACAACCGGGGAAUCAGCAUCACAACAGCGCAUCUAACAUAGAAGAGGAGGAAGACAUCUCUCACAACCACAGUGCGGAUGAGGCGGACAAGUUCAGUCAGGCAAACGAUGAAGCAGAGCUUGACAGAGAAUUCAUCAAGACUACAACAGAUGUUCAGACAGGCAUACAGACAAGGUCGGAAGCUCAAACAUGCAGUCAGGAACAUGAAGAGGGGAGUGAGCUUGAUGCUGGCUGUGACAGCAGUACAGCUUUUAUGCAAAGCAAGCUCCCUUCCCUUUCAGAUGAGGCUGCUGGAGCUUCAGUAGCCCCAGUCAUAGCUUUGGAUGAGGUGGAAAGCUCUGAUUCUGUUUCUGAAGGCACAGCAGAAACCUUAUUGACUCUUAAUGAAGUGAAGGAUUCUCAUGCCACACACUGCAAUGAGCAGCCAUCAGUCUUGGUCACAAAUUGUCCCACAGAGCCAUCGCCUGCUGAUGAUAGCAGCUCAGCAGAGAGUCCAUCAUCCCCUUCCCUCCAAAGUGCUUCCAAAAACUCCCCUACUGACUCGACAACCACCUCCGGGUUCUGCAACGGCCCUUCUACCCCCAGUUCAGACACAGUGGGCUCAUCACCUGCUUCCAGCCCGCAAACUAGUGCCGACAACUCGGCCCCCUCCCAUUCCUUCUCAAGUCCGUAUGACACUGAUUGCAGCCGAAAGCUUAUCUCCCAGAUCCAGCGCUCGCUGUCACAGGAGUCGCUGCUGGAUGAGCUUGAGUCAGAGCUGUUGUCUUGUCAGCUGCCUGAGGGGGAACGUAAAGGUGAGGGCAAAGGAAGCCCACCUAUCAACGGACUCCCUACAGACCAAGAGAACUGCAUGGUGGUCUUUGAGAAGUGUGUGCAGUACCAGUAUGCACAGCAGGAGAAGUCGAUUCAGAGGCUGCUCGAGGAAAACAAGAGGCACCAGGAGCAUUUGGGUAUAUGUUCAGAGAAGGACAACAUGAGGGAUGAACUAAAAAAGAGGACAGAAACGGAAAAGCUGCACAUGGCCACUAUUAGAAAGUUGGAGGGCAGGGUGGAGGAGCUGCUGAAAGAAUUGAAGGAGUCUCGGGAUAAACUCAUCCAUCAGGACCAUGCGGCUAAGGCUGCCCUCCAGCACAUGCAGAAGGAAACGUCACACAGGCUUGAACAGGUGAACAAGAAGUGUGACGAGGCCCGCCUGGAGAAGGAGGGCAUGGUGAUGAAGUAUGUGCGGGGGGAGAAGGAGGCCCUGGACCUGCGGCGGGAUAAGGAGAGUUUGGAGAAGAGGCUGAGAGAAGCCACGAAGGAGGUGGACCGCCAGGCCCUCCGAGGAAACCAGCUGGCUCAGGAUAAGGGUCGGAUGCAGCAGCUGUACGACGCUAAGGAAGGCGAGGUCAGCAGGUUGACUCGAGAGGUGGAAAAGUUAAAAGAGGAGAUCAACUCACAUCUCAUCAAGGUCAGAUGGGCCCAGAACAAACUGAAGAGUGAGGCGGAUGCACACAAGGAAACUAAAGAAAACUGAGAAACCACUUCCAAAUUGACCCAGGCCAAAGAAGAGACUGAACAGAUCCGCAAGAACUGCCAGGACAUGAUCCGAACAUACCAGGAAUCAGAGGAAAUCAAGUCUAACGAGCUGGAUGCUAAACUGAGGGAGACCAAAGUCGAGCUGGAGAGACACAAGCAGGAACAAACAGGCCAAUUAGAGGUGCAUCGAGUGAAGGCCAAAGAGCUGGAUGACCUGAAAAGGAGCUACAAAGAGGGCAUGGAUGAACUCGUUACUCUACGAACCAAGUUAAAGUGUCUAGAGGACGAGCGACCACGCUGGGAGGACGAGCUGAGCAAGUACAGGGAGAUCAUCAACCGGCAGAAAGCUGAGAUCGGACGCCAGAGAGACAAGCUGGAGGAGAUCACUGCGCUUGAGGAGCAGCAUCAAUGUGAUAAACAGGAGGUCACGUCUCUUCGUGAGGAAGUGGACAGCCUGAGUACCCAGAUGGCCGACCUCCAGCGGGACGUCGAGGGCAGCAGGGAGCGCGAGGCAGAGCUGCUGGGCUAGGAGAAGCUGAGCAGUAAGAACGCCCAGCAGCUGCAGUCGGAGAGCAACUCUCUGCAGUCUCAGCUGGACCAGCUCAGCAGCAACUUCGCCGAGCUGCAGGCCAAGCUGGAGGAGACCAACCGGCUGCUGGACGACAAGUCUCGACAGCUGAAGCAGGAGGGGUCUCUGAGGCAGCAGGAGGUGCAGGGCCUGCAGGAGGAGCGGGCGGUGCUGCAGACGGAGGCGGACCAACUCAAAACCAGAGUGGAAGAGCUGAGGGACGAGCUGGUGACUCAGAAGAAACAAGCCGCCAGCAUCAAAGACCUAACGAAACAGCUAACACAAGCUCGUAAGAGAUUGGAGCAUGUUGAGAACGGAGGCUGUGACCGGGAUGCCAGCAGUAUGGGCAGUCGCUCAAGUUCCUCAGGUACUGCUCCUGGAUUUGGCUCUUUGAAUACACGCCAUGGGGGGGGCGGUGGUGUUGAAGAGCGGUCCCCAGACAGCCAGGCGGUCCCUUCAGUGGUGGUGGUGGACAACUACCCAGAGGUGGACAAGACCGUGCUUGUGGAGCGCAUUGUCCGUCUGCAAAAGGCCCUCGCUCGAAAGCAGGAGAAAAUCGAGUUCAUGGAGGAUCACAUCAAGCAACUGGUGGAGGAGAUCCGCAGAAAGACCAAAAUAAUCCAGAGCUAUGUGCUGAGAGAGGAGUCGGGGGCCCUCUCAUCAGAGGCGUCGGACAUUAACAAGGCUAACGUGAGUCCGGGGGGCAUCAUGGCGUCUCUUUACACCUCCCACCCGGCGGAAGGGCUGACCCUGGAUCUGUCGCUAGAGAUCAACAGGAAGCUGCAGGCUGUGUUGGAGGACACACUGCUGAAGAACAUUACUCUGAAGGAGAAUCUACAGACCCUGGGCUCCGAGAUUGAGCGGCUCAUAAAGCAGCAGAGAGACCCUGAGGACGCAGUAAGCAGGAAGUGACACUACCAUGUCACAGGAAAGAGGAAAAUAAGGGCCAAGGAUGACUUAUAGAACCUACCAUUUUGAAGUGACAGCUAUAUCCUCACUCUCACUCACAUGAAGGAGCAGAUUGAAUGUUGUAAGUGCCAGUAUCACCUCAGGCUGUGUUUUCCGGAGGCCCUGUUGAACUCUGUCCAUUUGUCUGAAGUUACUUGAACUAUCGUUAUUCUAUCCACAUUGUAACACCUCGUCUGACACAACAAAUCUUCCUCUGGCUAACGUCCCUCUCCCCCUGAGCCAAGAUAAAGUCCUCGGGCCAGUUGUUUCAAGCUGAACAUUCUUAAUUGCCUUGUAAACAAGUUGAUUGAAGGUCCAUCAUCAUGAAUGUAUAGCACAUUUGACAUGGGGAAGUAGUCAGAAAAUGAUUUGCCAAUUAACUCAUCCUAUAAAAACUAUAUUUAUUCUUCAUGUAAACUGAAACAGAUCCCCCAGCAUGCCUGCUCUCAGCUUGUCUCCUGUCUGCCAAUAAGCCACAUUUAUUUUUGAAAAGCUGCUUG
Messenger RNA from Gymnodraco acuticeps, 3766 nucleotides. RefSeq names its product coiled-coil domain-containing protein 186 (gene ccdc186). Gene Ontology annotation, biological process: vesicle cytoskeletal trafficking. Gene Ontology annotation, cellular component: trans-Golgi network. Lineage: Eukaryota; Metazoa; Chordata; Actinopteri; Perciformes; Bathydraconidae. The record is from RefSeq and is a predicted model, not a curated record. Gene Ontology annotation, molecular function: small GTPase binding.